ACGGCGGAGGAGGAGGCGCUGAAAAGGAACACCGAUUGCGUAUACUUCCUGGCCUCGCCUUUGACCUGCAAAAAGGGAAAUGACUGUGAAUAUCGCCAUAAUGAGGGUGCUAGGCUUAAUCCCAGAGAUUGCUACUAUUGGUUGAACAGCAACUGCUUGAAUCCGAAGUGUGCAUUUCGGCACCCACCGCUGGAUGGUUUGUUGGUACCUCCGGGUUCAGGACCUGCCAUUCCCCCCACACUGGCUGUGGCAUCAAAACCGAUUCCCAUGGCACAAACGCCUGCUUAUAAUAUGAAUAAGCAAAGCCGGAGUGAGCCAUGCAUUUUUUUCCAAAAAGGUUACUGCUUGAAGGGCGAGAGGUGUCCGUUCUCACAUGAAGUGCAUGCAAAAGGUAAUGUCGUGCCACCACAGGCAGCAAAGGCGUCUCCGUUACUCCCAGAACAACCCCAGGCAUUCAAGAAGGAACCUUGGGGCAUCAAGCAGUGUGCUAAUCAGCAGAACGUUCCAAAAGUGAGCGUUGAACUAGCACCGAGAGCACCAGUUUCAUCAGCAAAACCUAGUGUCGGAGCUGAGAUUUCAUCUUUAAAUGGUUUAACACAUGCAAAGGAUUUGUUACCUCCUUCAUCGAGCUAUAAUCUUCCCAGAUUUCAGCCAGUACAUCCUCCUGUUGUGAACAGCAACAAUGCUUGGACUAGGUCCCUUAACCAUCAGAGUGAUGUGGAGCCCGGUGAGAUUGUUGGCGAACAUUCUUCAGGAUUUGAUGUUCAUGUUGCCAAGAAAUAUAAUAUGAAAGGAAGUGCUCAUUUCCGUGAUGGAGAUGACUUUGGAAGGAAAUCCGCUCAAGGUGGGCGGAAAGUGGAGACUUUAAAUGACUUCAAGUCUGCCAACAUCUAUGAAAGAAAUCAAUUUAGUAGUUCCGUAGAUAAAUUUGAGCAGAAUGGAAGAGCUAAGGACUACUAUGAUAUAAAACAACACAGGAGUUCAUCUGAGAGGAGCUUUGAGAGAUCACUAUUGCCUGAAAGGAGGGUGCUACAGAGACAAAAAAGCCCUGAGGAGGUAGAUAGAGCUGAUUUGAGACAUCGUUUGAAACAAAGAAAGCUCGAUGAUCGCUAUGUUGAGGAGAAAUAUCGUGGUCACACUAUUGAAAGCUCUGUAAGUGCUCGACUUCGAGGUAGAAUUAGUCUUCCUGGGACAUCUUCUGGCGACUCUUUCAGGUUGCAACCUGAAAAGGAUAGGGAUUUGUCUAGAAAUCGAGGCAGACUAUCACCAACUAGGCCACCACUUGGUAACCAAGGGAGACGAUAUGAUAGAACAAGAAGAUCAAGUGAAGACCCUCCUACGUUUGCAGGCUCAAGAAGCUUAGGAAGCAGGCUGACCAAAAGAGUGGAUGCUGAUUCUGUGAACUUCAGUGGCCCGAAAAGCCUAGCAGAGCUAAAAGGAGUGAAAUCAACCAGAGGCUACCAAUACUCGGAACGCUCUCUCUCCUUUGAAGGUCCCAAACCACUGAGUGCUCUUCUCAAGAGAAAAAGAGGGGGAGACCCUGUAGAUGGUGUAAAUUCGAGUGAUGGUGAUGAAAAUAAUCAGAGAAACGAAGUUGCAGGAGUUUCGUAUUCUGACCCUUCAUCAGUAGCUGAACAGGUGCAGCCCAGUUCUGUACUGGAUUCGAAUAAAGAAGAUGAGCGUACCAUCACUGAGUUUGGACCAUCAAAGGCUGAAACAGUUGAAGAAGAAGAGGAGGAUUCGACCCCUUCAAGAGAUGAUGAUUUAACUUAUGAUGGUGCGAUCGAUGCCAUGGAGGAAGAUCAAGGACUGCAAAACCUAGACCAGAGAGGCGAUGAGUAUGAUUAUGAGGCAAAUGAGACUGGAGACUUGAAAACAGAAUACGCUAGUCAAGGAGAGGAAGAAGAUGAAUUGGACGACGAAGAAGACUUUGCUCGUAAAGCUGGCCUUUUGUUUUCUUGAAGGGCUGGCCUUUUUCUUUUUCCCACAGUUGAUGUUUAUGAUAAGUGUGCUGUGAUUCAGAUGUGUAGCUAAAGAUUAGUUUGGAGAUUGAUCAAAGUAGUCGUCACUUGUUUGCUCAGCAGUUUUCCCAUUUGGGGUGGUCGACACAUCUUGAGUUGUAUCAGUUGAGUAGUUGAUUGUUCAAUAUUU
Molecule: messenger RNA, 2151 nt
Organism: Asparagus officinalis (garden asparagus)
Lineage: Eukaryota; Viridiplantae; Streptophyta; Magnoliopsida; Asparagales; Asparagaceae
Product: zinc finger CCCH domain-containing protein 32-like
Exons: 4
Molecular function (GO): metal ion binding
Source: RefSeq, a predicted model, not a curated record